This is a messenger RNA of Heterobasidion irregulare TC 32-1, 192 nucleotides long. RefSeq lists its product as uncharacterized. The transcript has 2 exons. The record is from RefSeq and is a predicted model, not a curated record. Bases 1 to 192 code for a protein of 63 amino acids. Lineage: Eukaryota; Fungi; Basidiomycota; Agaricomycetes; Russulales; Bondarzewiaceae.
AUGUUCUGUCAAAGUCCUCUGUACGCGUCGAAUCCUUCGUCUGCUUCUCGUGCUGCCUGCUCUUCGUCAGAAUCCCAUGGUAUGGAUCGUUCUUCCAUUACAGAUGACUCGGAGAUCAAAGGGGGAGAUGGUGGGCAAGAAAGAAGGGUUGUUGUGUCUAUUUCUUGGAGAAGGAGGGGGUUAAGAGUGUAG